Messenger RNA from Jaculus jaculus (lesser Egyptian jerboa), 1695 nucleotides. It is a transcript of the gene Ufsp1, whose product is annotated as UFM1 specific peptidase 1 (inactive). The coding region runs from base 1 to 912 and encodes 303 amino acids. Lineage: Eukaryota; Metazoa; Chordata; Mammalia; Rodentia; Dipodidae. The transcript is spliced from 2 exons. The record is from RefSeq and is a predicted model, not a curated record.
AUGUCUCGGGGGCGGGGGCCGCGGGCUGGAGAACGCCCGCCCAAGCAGCCGCGAGCCCGAGCGGCGCACGGCGCCUGCGCGCAGAGGCCGACCCGAGGGGCGGCUCCCGCCAAGUGGGCAGCCCGCGCCUGCGCAGCGAGCCCGGCGGGGCGUUGUGGGCAGCCCGGGCUCCCGAGCGGAAGGCGCGCGCCGGGCCUGCCGAGAGCGAGUGGAGGAAGCGCAGGAGCCAGAGCCACCUUGGCUGAGCACCCGCCUUCGGUGACCGCCGUGUCGCUGGCCGCCAUGGAGCUGCUGAAGGACGUGCACCUGGGCCUGGCCCCGCCGUGCCCCAGCCCUGCUCGCCUGGCCCUCCUCUCGGGCCACUACCUCUACUAUCACUACGGCUGCGACGGGCUGGACGACCGAGGGUGGGGCUGCGGCUACCGGACUCUGCAGACGCUGUGCUCGUGGCCAGAAGGCCAGUCCACGGGCGUGCCUGGGCUGGUAGCCGUGCAGGCAGCCCUGGAGGACAUGGGCGACAAGCCCCCCGGGUUUCAGGGCUCCCGGAGCUGGAUCGGCUGUGUGGAGGCCAGCCUGUGCCUCGCGUACUUCGGAGGGCCCCAGGGUCGUCUAUGUCAUGUGCCACGUGGAGCUGGGCUCAGGGGCGAGCUGGAGCGCCUGUACUCACACUUCGCAGGGGGCGGGGGCCCUGUGAUGGUGGGAGGGGAUGCAGAUGCUCGGGCCAAGGCCCUGCUGGGAGUCUGUGAGGGGCCAGACUCCCAUGCUUACGUCCUGAUACUCGACCCUCACUGUUGGGGCACUCCGAAAAACCCUAGUGAACUGCAGGCUGCUCAGUGGGUCGGCUGGCAAGAGGUAAGCACAGCCUUUGACCCCAACUCCUUCUACAACUUGUGCUUGACCAGUCGUAACUGAAAACCAGCAGCGUAUCCUGGACUGAAGGCAGCCCUCUGAACUGAGACUGACCACAUGGGCAGAGGCGUUCUGGCAGGAGGUCCUGCAAGCAUCAUUAAUAAAGGGGCAAGGUGGGCUGGAGAGAUGGCUUGGCGAUUAAGGUGCUUGCCUGCAAAGCCAAAGGACCCACAUAAAGCCUGAUGCAUAAGGUCAUGCAUGCGACUGGAGUUCAUUUGCAAUGCCUGGAGGCCCUGGUGUGCCCAUUCUUUCUAUUUGCCUCUCCAUCAAAUAAAAUAUUACACAAAAAACUUAAGGGGCAAGGCCAGCUCAUCCAGUGAUGAGGUGACUGGGAAAAAGCACACUGUACACCGAGUUAAGAGACACUUCUGAAGUGCUUUUACUGGCAGUGAGGGUAACGUUAACGUACAAAAACUCAGCUGAUGGGACAAGGCAGUCAUACACUGGGAUGACGGUAAGAGAAUGAAGGAAAGCAGAUGGCUCAAAAGAAAUCAACAUCAUCUGGGGCAUCCAGAUCCCGAUACUCCACAAUGGCUCUUGGGUCCCCACGAACCAUUCUGUGAGAUGAGAGAAGCGGGGUGAGAACUGAGGUCUGAAAUUAGAGGAGGGAAGGGAGAAUGGACACAGCACACCUCAGCUCACCUGUUUCGAGGUUUCCCAGGAUAACCUCCCUGGCCACGAAAGGCAUCGUAGUUCCCACGGCCAGCACCAUACGGGGCAUGCGGGUACGGAGGCCCUCCUGUGGGGACUGCAGGGCGGACAGCACCAGCUGUGAGGGAGACCCAG